Molecule: messenger RNA, 411 nt
Organism: Punctularia strigosozonata HHB-11173 SS5
Lineage: Eukaryota; Fungi; Basidiomycota; Agaricomycetes; Corticiales; Punctulariaceae
Exons: 3
Coding region: 1-411 (136 amino acids)
Biological process (GO): cellular heat acclimation
Cellular component (GO): cytosol; nucleus
Molecular function (GO): transcription corepressor activity
Source: RefSeq, a predicted model, not a curated record
AUGCCAGCCGCCCAACCUCUGAAAGUAACCCCGGCUUCAACGCCGGCUCGCCAAGGCUCUUCAUCCACUACAUCGUCACUUGCCGAUCGUACACCCACCGUCACCCCUGCCACGACCGGGAAACAAGCUAACGGUGCCCCGGCAGCAGCACCGGUCGACAUAUCUAGCCCACAUGAAUUGACCGCAUACGUUGAAAGCUUGCUUGAGCAACUGGACACAAAGUUCGAUGAAAUGUCCUCUCAGUUGCUCGAACGCAUGACUCAAAUGUCAUCACGCGUGGAUUCCCUAGAAGCGUCUAUACAAGAUAUCAUCAAUACGGACGUCGGUACUCCUGCUCCUAGCGUGCCCCAGUCACCAGCACCCAACGGAAUGCCCAAUAUGAGACGGACAGGCAGUGGGCUUUCUUCGUGA